Molecule: messenger RNA, 1764 nt
Organism: Aureobasidium melanogenum CBS 110374
Lineage: Eukaryota; Fungi; Ascomycota; Dothideomycetes; Dothideales; Saccotheciaceae
Exons: 4
Coding region: 1-1764 (587 amino acids)
Source: RefSeq, a predicted model, not a curated record
AUGAAGAACACAUUCGUUACUAUGGCUGUUGCCUUCAUGGGCUCAGCAGCAGCAGUUCAGUACCCAAACUCAUCGAUCCCAACGAACAGUACGAUGUCGUCGACCAGCAGCUCUGCCUCCAUGUCCAAGACUAGCAGCGUUCAGCUCUCUGGAUCUGCUACUGGAUCUGCUGGCUCUGCUUCCCGCUCUGCCACCAGCGCAUCUGGAUCUGGAAGCUCUGCUGCUGCAUCUGCCACCUCGACUCCCUCCUUGAUCACCUUCGACGGAAUUUUGUUCAAGCUCGAGAUCAACAUUACCUACUCUGGUAUCACCUUUGACAUUGAGAUUGAUCUCGCUAAGAGAGCCGGUCAGACUUUGAACGACUGUCUUGGUGCAUGUGCUGGUAACUCUUCUUGCGUUGGCACAGCAUUCGAUAGCAAUGACGGCUCGUGCACCUACUACAGCUCGAUCGCCUCGAACAGCCGCACUGCUGCUCCUGGCAUUACUUUCGCUACUGUCGAGUCGCGCAUUGGCAACAGCACCGCCACCGGUACUGCUGGCUCCAACUCCACUGCCUCCAGCACUAGCUCUUCGGCAAGUGCUACCGCUACCUCUCUCGAGGACUCAAUCUGCCCCAAGCUCAACGGAGAUGUUGUCAACUCUGCCCUUGAUGUUGCUUUCGUUGUUGAGUGCAGUCAAGGUGUUGUCGGUGAUGUUCUGAUCAUUGAAGCCCCCAGAAAGCGUCAAGCUACUACCAUUCCCACUAGCAUCAGCAACUGCAUUGAUAUCUGCUCCACCGAAACUGCUUGCGUCGCCACGACUUUCGACAAGAACAGCGCCGCCUGUACCUUCUUCAGCACCUUCGAACUCAUCGUCGCCGAGACCUUUGACACUGCUCUUCGUCUUGAGAACAACGGUGCCCCCGGCCCCGUCACCGUUACUGAGCCUGCAACCGGCGCUGUUACCAGCAUGCCUGCAGGCGGCAAUGGAGGCGCUCUUACUACCGCCACAGUUUACUCGGCUUCAACUGUUACAAUCUACUCUUGCGCUCCUACUGUCACCGACUGCCCUCUCAGAGCCGGCCAAAACGCCGCCACCGUCACCACCAUCAUCCCUGUCGCCGAGACCGUCUACCAGUGCCCUUACACCACUAACGCCAACGUUGUCACUGCUCUCGCCGGUGCCGUUACUGAGAUGGAUGUUGUUACCAGCACUGUCUACGAGUGCCCCGCUGGCCAAACUGUUACUGUUAGCGGUACCCAGAUGGUUCCUGCUCAGGCCACCACUAUCACCGAGACAUACACUACCCACAUCACCCAGAGCUCCAGCGCUGCUACUCCUGUUAUGACUGGUGACAACGCCAGCAAGUCUGUUGUCUACGUCCAGCAGGUCGUCUCUGUUUGCAACGCUUGCGCCACUUCCACCAUGACUCAAUACGUCGUUCUCUCGACUGCUCCUCCCGCUCCUGCUCAGGCCACUUCCACCGUCACUGCCACUCAGGGCUGCAACGGAGUCAACUGCCCUGCUGGUGCUUCUCCCGCAGUUUCUACCACUGUCAAGAUCACUAUCAACACUGUUAUUCCUCAGCAGUCCGCCCCUGCUCAGUGCAACGGUGUCAACUGCCCCGCCGGUAAGAGCGGUGCUUCCUCCGGCAUGACCACCUCUGCCUACGCCACCGCCAGCGCUUCCCAGCCUUUGGCCUUCACCGGUGCUGGUUCCGUCGUCAGCGUCCAGGGUGGUGUCAUUGCCCUUGCCGCCGCCGUCUUCUCCAUCUUCUUGUUCUAA